AUGGCAGCAGCAGUAACCCAACGACCUCUCGACGUCCUCUCCGCCCCUCAUUUACACCCCAACCCAGCCCUCGAAGUGAACAACCCCUCUAAGUCGCUCUACACUCCCCGACACGUAACCGCAACGUUCAACUAUUUCAAGCCGAACGAAGACGGGUCUCCACCAGCACCAGCAUACGUCGGCCGCCCCGAAACAUAUGAGAGGCCUUCCGACCCACACACUGUGACAGUCCACGACAUCCGUGGUUCUGAAGACGAAUACAGUUUAGAUAAAACCGGCUUUGGGAUCUUCAAACAUGAAAGUACGGAAAAGGAUUUCACGGACGAAGAGAAGAUCAAGGACGUGUAUUACAAGGAAGUUGAAGGGAUUCUAAAAAAAGCAACUGGCGCUACCAGAAUCCUAAUCUUCGAUCACACAAUUCGCCGUGCCGUCCCUGGAGGCGACUCCUCAACGCAGCGCGGCCCCGUCCAACGCGUGCACAUCGACCAAUCCUACACGGCGAGCUCUAACCGCGUAUCACACCACCUGCCCCUCGAAGCUGCCGUCCUCCUACAAUCCCGCCACCAAAUCAUCAACGUCUGGCGCCCCAUUAAAACCAUCCGCAAAGAUCCCCUCGGCGUCGCUGACGCGCGUAGUGUGGGGGAUGAGGAUUUGGUGCCCAUCGGCCUCAUAUAUCCUGACCGCGCUGGCGAGACGUGUAGUGUAGCAUUCGGCGCCGAACAUCGCUGGCAUUAUUUGAAUGAACAAAGUCCAGAGGAGGUGCUGCUUAUUAAGUGUUUUGAUUCCGAGACGGAUGGCCGCGCCAGGAGGGUCCCGCAUUCGGCGUUUGUGGAUGAGGAGAGGGUGGGGGAGGAGACGAGAGAGAGUAUUGAGGUUAGGGCGCUAGUUUUUGGUUGA
Messenger RNA from Lachnellula hyalina, 897 nucleotides. It is a transcript of the gene DES, whose product is annotated as Gibberellin cluster GA4 desaturase. The record is from RefSeq and is a predicted model, not a curated record. The coding region runs from base 1 to 897 and encodes 298 amino acids. The transcript has 2 exons. Lineage: Eukaryota; Fungi; Ascomycota; Leotiomycetes; Helotiales; Lachnaceae. Gene Ontology annotation, molecular function: oxidoreductase activity.